This is a messenger RNA of Dromaius novaehollandiae (emu), 1522 nucleotides long. RefSeq names its product SH3 domain-binding glutamic acid-rich protein-like. Bases 223 to 1014 code for a protein of 263 amino acids. The record is from RefSeq and is a predicted model, not a curated record. Gene Ontology annotation, cellular component: cytoplasm. NCBI's taxonomy places the organism in Eukaryota, Metazoa, Chordata, Aves, Casuariiformes, Dromaiidae. The transcript has 9 exons. Gene Ontology annotation, biological process: tail-anchored membrane protein insertion into ER membrane.
CGGCAGGCAGCGCCACGCCUCUUGAUUGGUCAGGCCCCCGUCACGUAGCCGCACCUCCCCACUUUCGCCACGCCGCCCUGGGCCGGCGCGUGGGGCGAGCCCCUCUGACGUGAUGCCGCCCGGCCGGGAGAAGCGUUAGUGGGGGGAGGGGGCCGUGCGCGCGUGCGUAAGCGCGGGGCGGCGCGCGCGCGCGCGGCGGGCGGAGCGGGGCGGCAGCGGGACAUGGCGGAGAGCGGCGCCUGGCUGCUGGUGCUGAGCUCGGUGUUCCUCUGCAACGCGCUCAAGAUCCUCCUGCCCUCCUGCUCCUCCAUCAUAUCCAGACUGUUGCAAAAGGAUGCAGAGCAGGAAUCUCAAAUGAGAGCUGAAAUUCAGAACAUGAAGCAAGAACUCUCAACCAUUAGUAUGAUGGAUGAGUUUGCUAGAUAUGCCCGUCUGGAAAGAAAGAUUAACAAAAUGACUGACAAGCUUAAAACUCAUGUAAAAGCACGAACUGCUCAAUUAGCCAAAAUAAAGUGGGUUAUAAAUAUUGUAUUCUACAUCUUACAAAUCAAAAAGAAACAGCAAGAAGUAGUGGGCUUUUUAGAGGCCAACAAGAUCGACUUUCAGGAGAUGGACAUAGCAGGAGAUGAGGACAACAGGAAAUGGAUGAGAGAGAAUGUCCCAGGUGAAAAAAAGCCUCAGAAUGGAAUUCCUCUCCCUCCCCAGAUCUUCAAUGAGGAGCAGUACUGUGGGGACUUUGAAUCUUUUUUCUCUGCUAAAGAAGAAAAUAUUAUUUAUUCGUUCCUGGGUCUUGCUCCUCCUCCAGGCGCAGAGGAGACUGAAAAGUCUGAUGCCACUGAAGUAGAUGAGGCACAUGCAGAAGCCAAAGCAGAUGAAGGGGCUCAGUCACCAUCAGAAGAUCAACAGGAAGGCAAGGAGGAACAUGCAGCAGCAGGGGAAGAAGAAGAAGAAAAGCAGGAAGAGGGAGAAGAAAAGGAAGAGGUGGAGGAGACAGAGGAGCAAGAAAAGUCUUAGUACACUCUCUUAUGACACAUUCUUUCUUGAAAAGGUUUUCAGAAAGCACAAGCUGGAGCAGUACCACCAGAGAAAAUAAAAUCACCCUCUCAAAUAAACUGUCAUUGUCUUUCAUGCCUGCACAUGUAUAAGGAUUUAAAUAUAGCAGAACAAAGACACCAUUCAGUCCUACCUUUGGCCUUUAUAUAUAUAUUUGGUAUUACAAUUGCUUGUUAAACUGGGUCCUCUUCUAUCUGACUGAUAAUAUUUCAGUUGAUUGUUAUUUGUUGGAAUAGUAUUGUCCAUGUCAAAUUUUAGAUUGUAAGCUCCUCAGGGCAGGAACCAUGUCUUUCUCCUUGUUUGUAUACUGCCAAGCACGUUGCUGCCACUCAGCAUAUAACUGCACUUUCAUAGUGAAGUUGUAUUCAGUGAAAAAGAAAUUCAGCACUGAAAACUGCAAAGAUGCUUCCUGUAUACAAGUUUUGUGAGUUAAUUCUCCCUCAGCUGGCUUUUGAAAGUUAUUGAGAUU